UGAUUAUCUGUAGACAUUUUCUUUGCACCGGAAUAUUUUAUCGAAUCGUUAGCUGUGCAUCGCAAUUGUGAAAUAAUUUGCAGAUCUCUGCUUUAAUUGAGUCUCUAAUAUCACUCUUGAUACGUAAAAAUGUCUCAAGUGAAAUAUAUUGUGUUUCUAGCAGUGUUAAGUUGUUGCACUUUGCUAGGUCGUGGUGAUGUAGCGUCACCUAAGACUGAAGUAAUAGACGUCCCUUUGUCAACGAAAACGGCAGCGGCGGAGCAGUCACCACCAGACGUGAAUGAGGACGCAUUGCAUCCGAAACCCAAUACCACUACCAGUUCUUCAACCACAUCGACGACCACAUCAACCACAACAACGGAAGCCCCGAUAACCACUACGAAAUCUCCAACCACUACCAAACCCCCAACCACACAAGCUCCUCCUACCACGAAAGCCCCUAACACCACCACCACUGAAGCCCCUACCACCACAACAGCACCACCCCCUAAGCCUGGCCCGGUCCCAGCUCCUGAACAAGGAACUUGGAUGUACACAGAUGAGAACAAUGUCACGUGCAUUGUUGUUCAGUUCGCGGCCCAACUCAAUGUCUCGUACAACCAGAAUGUGCUGAACAAGACUCGCACCGCUUCUGUGCUAGUGAAUGUGCCAGCCAACGCGUCCCUGGUCAACUUGACCGGCAACUGCAACGGCUCCGCGCAGUACAUCCAGAUCACCUGGGCUUCUGGAGUGGUCAACUCCUCCGUCAGCAAUAGCGUCCGCCUCAAUUUCCUCAAGAACGACACCACCAAGGUGUACGCGCUGCGCAGCCUCAAUAUCACCGUUGACGCCAAGAUCAUGGUCAAUUCAUCGACGCCCGGUGAUAAGGUGCAACUGUCGUACGGCGAAGCGUGGCAGACUCCUGUGGGAACUUCGUACAGGUGCGGGGCUCGCACGCAGCUCAACCUGACCGUGGAUUCGGGGUCGGGUGAACUCGCCGCCUCGCUUGUGGUCUCCGGGCUGCAGGAGGAGGCUUACAGAACCACGCAUGGAAAAGGAUUCAGUGCAGCUCGUGACUGCGGCGGUACCGAUUUGCCCGACGCGGUGCCAAUAGCCGUUGGUUGCGCGCUGGGUGGGCUGGUGCUCGUUGUACUAGUGGCCUACCUCGUGGCGCGCCGUCGUUCCGCCGCCAGGGGAUACCUUUCCAUGUAGACCGCAGGUUGAACGGCGGUAAAAGUUGUAUAGUGAAAGGAAACAGUGUUAUACCCUCGCGAUAUCGAGUAAGCACUUUGAUUUAAUAAAAAAAACAAUCAUUUUAUUUUUUAUUCUAUCGUACUGUAUAAUCGUAUUCAUUCAUUUGUAAACUGCGGAGCAGAAGUGGAAACUUUCGUUCUUUAUACUGGCAACAUUUACAGUGUUGCAAUGUUAAGACUUCUAAAACGCCCAUUUGCCUAAUACAACUUAAUUAUCCUGCAUGUUUUUAUCCUUAAUAUUUUUUACGUGAAUAGAGAAAUUUGCUCAAGCAUUAGUUUCUUCAAAUUAAAUGAAAAAACAAUGUAUGUAUUUAAAAUACUUAAUUAUUUUAUGAAUACAGGAUUUCACUAACACAAAAAUCAUACAUACCUUUUGCUUUAAAAUUAUUGCUUUGUGAUUAUUAGCAGGUCUAUUUUCAUUAUAAAAAAAUAAUAUUUAAUACAUUUCCACUCUGUUGUUUGAAGAAGAUAGUAAUUCUCGGCCAUAUUAGUAGGAUAAUAUUGUUUCCGACAUCUGGUUUAGCUACAUUGGGAACAUGGAAAUCUUUAAAGUAGUGGUUAUAUGGAAAAUUAAAAAAAAUACACUAUAUUGUACUAGAGAAAUGUGACAAAUUAUUACUAUAUAAAUAGAAAUGUGAUGUUAUUCUUAGAUUUAUUGGAUACCUAUAGUUGUUUCUUCUACUCAGAUAAUAUUUUCGGUUUGAUUUUCUGAUGAUUCUUUUAAAUGUAUAUUGUUGAUUAUAUCCAAAGAUUUGAUUUCUGAUUAUUUGAUUUCGUUCACGUUAUACCGCCGUAUAACGACAUGAUACAAUGACAUGAUCGUAAAAUCGCCCUGUGUCUGUCCACUAAAUAUUAUUCCGUAAAAGACGCCCGUAGAAGUAGAUAGUGGUAACAAAACGCAGUGUCUUUUACUAUGAAUAGAUAGUAUAUUAAAUAUAUUUCAUUAAGUGUAAAACUGAACGCUGGACAUAUGCAUUGUUUACAGACAAAUCCAGAUUUUGAUUAAUGGCAACUCAUUUGAUUGCAGUGUUGCCAGUUGAUAAAAAAACAGACAAUGGAUUUUGUUCAGUAUUACCCGACGAACUAUGUUUCAAACUAAUAUUGUUAUAGAAAUUUUCCACCAAAAUAUAAUUAUGUCUGUUAAUUUAAUCAUAUAAUUAAGCAGUAAUGCUUACAAUACAUGACAUACUAUAUGUAUUAGUUUCAGUCAUAGUUCGGGGGUGUCUUGAGGUCUGGUUUGAUUCGGGUAGUCUAGAUAUGCGAGCGGUCUUUGGCUAGCUGAACAAUAUAUUGUCUUAAAUCAGAGUAAUUUUCUGUGACAUGUUUAAAAGGUAAAUAUCCUAAAUAAAUGGUACUUGGGACAUAUAGAAACAAAAAGUUUUAAGAUCAGAAAUGGUGUGUCUAAUAUGUAAUAAAUCAAGUUGGAAUGCCAGUCAAAGACCGCUCGAUGAUAACAUUGUGAUGUGAGGAGGUGUGAAAAUGGAGAAUUAAAUGUUUUUUAUUGCCACAUUAGACUUUUAUUUCACCUGUGAAAAAGCAAAGUUAAAUAAAUUACGUACAAUUAUUAUUUUGUUAUAUACACAGUCACGUAAAUUAUUCUUAUGAUCUAUUUAUUUAUGUACAAUGGCUUUGUGUCGCGUUGAACAAAGUGGUCAUUGUUUUUGUUGGAUUUUUUUUAUAGAUUUCCUUACAAGAAAGUUCCGCUCAAUGGUUAGUCGCUUGCAAUACACUAUAAUCAUUAGAUAUAUUUGUCAAAGUAUUAUCAUCCUUACUGCUGCACAAAUAAAGUUUAAAUUAUCAAAUCGAGACUACAAUACGUAUUUUAAUAAAAAUAAAAGGAUUUCUAUAAGAAUAGCAUCUUUAUAAUUCAUAAUCACCAUCAGACUAUUAAUGUCGCCACUGCUGGGGCGCAGGCCUUCGCUAUGGAUGGAAUAGGGAGAUGAGCCAUGACCCACCACGCGGGCCCAGUGCGGAUUGGCGGGUGUUAACGGCUGCAGAUGCAGCCGGGACCAACGGCUUAACGUGCCUUCCGAAGCACGGAGGAACUCGAGAUAGAAGAUUUUUGGUCCCCCAUCCAAUGGCCGACCACUGCGAAAGUUGCUUAACUUCAACAA
Messenger RNA from Chilo suppressalis (striped riceborer), 3346 nucleotides. The record is from the annotation of a GenBank genome assembly. NCBI's taxonomy places the organism in Eukaryota, Metazoa, Arthropoda, Insecta, Lepidoptera, Crambidae.